Kockovaella imperatae is the source of this 1408-nucleotide messenger RNA. RefSeq lists its product as hypothetical. NCBI's taxonomy places the organism in Eukaryota, Fungi, Basidiomycota, Tremellomycetes, Tremellales, Cuniculitremaceae. The transcript has a single exon. The record is from RefSeq and is a predicted model, not a curated record. The coding region runs from base 224 to 1303 and encodes 359 amino acids. Gene Ontology annotation, cellular component: nucleus. Gene Ontology annotation, biological process: positive regulation of transcription by RNA polymerase II. Gene Ontology annotation, molecular function: sequence-specific DNA binding; zinc ion binding; DNA-binding transcription factor activity, RNA polymerase II-specific.
CACCGAACUGGGAAUUUGAUUGUCGUAAAUGAAAUGUACUGAACAGUGACACCCUUUGUCCAGUAGUCGAUUAGUCCCGAACAACCAAAGUGACACAAUCAGAGUUCACGCGCUCGCGUUUGAUACGAGACUGGGCUUGUCUAUAAAGUCGAACGAGGUCCCCCUGUCAUCUGACCAUUGCUCCCACUACUCAGUCUUCCUCUUCCAUAUCACUCUUGCCGCCAUGGAUGCUAGUUAUCCACCUUUAGAGACCCCGGGGGUCUCAGUCUCCAAAUCAUCACCCAACUCUUCAUCGUCACCUCCGGUACUAGUCUUCUCUCCCGCAUAUACAAUGCCUCAAGCCAACUGGUAUGGCUAUCCUAGCUCGACACCGGGUUCCUACGGUUAUUCACAUCCCAUGACACCUUACACCCAUAUGGAGAACCUCACUCCAUACACCACCUAUGCUACCACCCCCGCCCCAGUUGGUGGCCAUGCUCUCCCCUUGACUGCCACUCCGACUACCGAAAGAGCCUACAACACUGCAAGUCUGCACGCAGCCGCUCCUUCCGUCCUGUUCGGACAGCCCCACUCACUUUACGGGUCACCGGCGUCCUCCAUAUCGUCCGCUUUGCCGCUGGACAAGGAGACUACGCCGCCUCUUCUCCUCCCAAGGCGAGCGAGCGAGUCUACUACCAUGGACUACUAUCUUCCUACUCCUGGUCUUCUGCCAGUAGGGCCACCCCUUCCCGCAGCGACACAGAUCAAGAAACGUUCAAGGACCGCCCAAGCCUGUGAAAAGUGCCGGAUCCGAAAAGCCAAAUGCUCCGGUGGCCAACCAUGUACCCGAUGCAUCAACAAGAAGCUUCCAUGUGUCUUCUCUGGCACGACUCGAUCACGAGGAGCUGCUCGAUGGAGAGAAGCCGCUGCCCGAGAAGCUGCCGAGCAGGCAGCCAAGCUCAGAACCAGGAGACAUAGCCUCGACGAUCCUUUUGCCACACCCAACAAUGCGCCGGUCAUCCGCGAUGUUCGUCGACACUCUGAGGGCAGCAUAGAGCCCAGGUUGCAGAACAACAGCGCCCUUGGCCUCGACCUGAAUCCCAUCGAUGAGCUGGCCAGGCCAGCCAGUGCUUGUCAGACUUGGGCACCUUAUACUGUACCGUACUUGGAGACUGUAUCGGCUUACCCCUGGACACCCGACCAUCGCUUCUCAGAUGGAUCUUACUCCUAUCCGACACCGUUAUCAGCUGGCAACGUUGUGCCCUUGACGUAUGCGGACUGGAGUGGGCAGCCCUCUGAUUGGCAUGGGCAGUGUUCAGAGUAGAUCAAUGUAGAAAUAUCACGUCACGUCACUUCAGAACACUACGUGUAUGGUAGACAAAUCUCUUGGUUUCUCCAUUUUGGGCAUGUAUCGAUAAUGAAGCAUUCA